Molecule: messenger RNA, 5943 nt
Organism: Paramuricea clavata
Lineage: Eukaryota; Metazoa; Cnidaria; Anthozoa; Malacalcyonacea; Plexauridae
Source: the annotation of a GenBank genome assembly
AACGCGGGGUCUGGGGAUUACUAUAUACGUCAUCGAGAUCUGGAAGAAUUUUGCUUCUCAGGAAGACAAAAAAAUCAGUUUAAAAAUUGGGAGAAAAUGUCUACUCCCGCUAGGAGACGUUUAAUGAGGGAUUUUAAAAGGUUUUUCUAAUGAAUAUUGUUCAUUUUCGCUAUACUUUCAUAUGAAAUAAGAGACAUAUUACUUAUUUUCGUUCUUGUAAAUAUUUGGUAUUCGUUGUUGGCGGCCAUGUUUGUUUAUGUGUAAGUUACUAAGUGAAAAUCUUUCAUCGUUGUUUCCUUUUAGGUUACAAGAAGAUCCUCCAGCGGGAGUUAGUGGCGCCCCUUCAGAAAAUAAUAUUAUGAUAUGGAAUGCGGUUAUCUUUGGGUGAGUAAAAUAUAUUAUAUAUUAGAAAUUUGCUGAUAAAGUUGUUUCCUUUUAAAAUAAAUUAGUAUUUUAUAUUCUCAGAAUAAAUUGUCGGGAAAAAUUGUUAUUUACUGGAUGUAUCUUCUAUUAAAUUUUUAGACCUCAAGAUACUCCUUUUGAGGAUGGUAAGUAAAACAUUUGGAUUCUUAAUUGCUCAACCAAAACUAUGUUCAAAAUAUUUUUAAAAACUUUCAUUUCAUUCAUUAUUGUUUUCAUUUAGGUACAUUUAAACUUCAAAUAGAAUUUACAGAGGAAUAUCCCAACAAACCACCAACGGUUAGAUUUUUGUCCAGGAUGUUCCAUCCCAAUGGUAAGAAUGUGUAACUGUACAGUAUAUUUUAGGGACAAAGUAUCAAAUUGCAUCAUGACCUCAAAAUCACAUCUAUGUUGCAACUCAAAAUAGGAGUAUAUAAAUAUUGAGGACAUUUUUUCUUGAAACAAGAAUUAUUAAGUGUCAGUGAAAUAUCUAGUAUUUCAAAUAUAUAUGCCACCUUAUGGUCAAAAUGGAAUAUAUAAGACCAGCUUAUUCUUUGUUCACUAUCAUGUGACUUUUCAUCCAAAUGACGGGCAAUCAAACAACUUGUGGACGAUUUUUCUCCUAUCCGAACAUUGGUUUUAGCAAGAAAAACUGAACAGCAAUUUAUCUUUUGAGUCUUAACUGUCUCUAAACUCGGUCAAUACAUUAAAAUAGCCGUUUUUCGUUAUACCUGCCUGUCAACUGAAAUCCCAAAAUUACGUCAUUGUAAACAAAGAAUUUUAUGUAGCGAGAAAGCUUCGUGUUGAUAGGGAUGCAGGCUGCAGCUCAAGUCUUGAUGUAGCUACCUGAAAAAUACAUGCAGAACUUCUACGUUUUGAGCGAAGGCCCUUUACUGGAAAUUUACUGACAGACCUUCGCUCACUAAGGCCCGGUUUAGACGGCGAACUUUUCAUCCGCCGAAUCUAAUUGUCGUAGAUACGGCAAAAUAUCGGAAACUGAUUUAGACGUCAAACUUAAUUGUACCGUACCAAAUUGUGAGGACACUAUAUUGGACAUAUUUACAAUGCUAAUAUAUAUGAUAAUCAUAUUAUAAUGUUAAAACAUAAUUAUGCAUUAGGUUCGUCGCAUGAAAAGCAUGGCGUCUAAAUCAAUGUUGAACCUGUGUCGCAUAUACAACUUGUCUUGUCGCAUCUUCGAGUCAUGUUGAACUUAAUCAAAACCUGCCGAACUUAAUUGAUUUAGAUGCCGCCCCAGCAUCACACUUAAUUCUAAUGCAUUAGAUUUGGUGCAUGAAAAGUUCGCUGUCUAACUAAACUGGGCCUAAAGGGCCUUCACUUGAAAUGUCAAAGUUGUGCUUGUAGUUUUCAGGUAGUUGUUAUGAAUAUAUAAUUAUAUGUGUUUACAUUUUUAUGCUAGUAUAUGCAUGUUAUAAAGUCAUAUGUCCUUGUGAUCUGCUUGUUAACUCAUCUAAGUAUAUACCUUUGUUGUUGUUGUUUAAACUCUUUGUAUCACAGAAAAAUAGAUGUAAUCAUAACAGUAGUUUAGGGAUGAGCCAAUUAAUCGGUAAUCGGACGAUUAUUGCUUGACAAUCGGCAAAUAAUCGGCCAUAAGACUUUUUUCUGCAGCUGCCAAGCACAUGCUAAAAUACUGAAUACAAGCGAAUAGUUUUUCACUUUUUGUUGCAAAACCUGUGUCUCGAGUGAAGCUGGGAACAUUUCCACUGAAAAACGCAGCAGACUAGCUCCGCAUAGCUGACAAUAUCCAGACUUCUCAACUCUCACGCAUUCGGCGUGAGUCUCACACAAUUCGCUUCACUCUCACGCUCUCACGCCACGUUUAGUAAAUCUCACGCAUAUAGCAGUUUCAUAGUAUUUUUUCAAUAAAUAAAUAUAAUAUUGUAUUAUUAAAUGCACAUUAUUAAUCAUACAGAUCGCGAAUCGAAUAUAUAAUCGAGUGUUAUUGUUCCUGCAUAUACGGCCCGACAUUUUGGCUUUUGCCCACAAUAUGGAUACAAAAUAGUACGCAUAUGUAAGUACGGCGGACAAAAGGCAGAAUCAGUCGGAGCAGAAUUCUAUAUGUAAAUUAUCAAAGGCAAAUUUAAGCUCAUUACUGUAUGUCACAGAAAUACAGUUAUUGUAACUAAAGUGCCUUGUCUUAAAGGAAAUUAUGAAGCAAUGUAUUUCAUUAAAAACACCAACUCUCAUUAUUAAUGUACGAAAUGCCAUUUCAGGACCCCCGGACUUUUACAAAGGUGUCAUCCACAUCCCCAAUCUCACUCUUAACUUCUCUGCACCAAGGAAAAACAGUCUUUACUAAUGGGGCCACCUUGAAUAAGUAAAUCUUAUAUCCAUCUAUCUAGAAACCUUUUUACAUUUUAUACCAAAGUUGAUGUCAGUAAACCUGUAAGUAGGGGGGGGGGGGGGCUUUUUUUGGUACUCACACUCACUGUUUAACCCAUUAAACUGCAUGUGCAAUGUGACCCCAACUGUGCCCUACUUUAUUAUUUUACUCUGUGCAUCACUAGGCAAUUAUAUUUGUCAAGGGAAGAAUCUUGCACAUUAAUGGUUAACUACAGUAGACACAUGGGUAGAUAGUCUGAUUAACCCAUUGAACACCAGCACUCUCCCCUUGAUGAAUGUCUUGUGUUAGACAGAGUAAAGUAAUAACUAGGGGUUAAUGGUUAAUAUAUAUUAUGUUGUAUUUCUAGUUUAUGCAGAUGGUGGCAUUUGUCUAGAUAUUUUACAGAAUAGAUGGAGUCCCACAUAUGAUGUUUCUGCAAUACUAACAUCAAUACAGGUACUAGUUAUUAGAUAGUUUGUUCCAAGAUUUGAUCCAAUGAGAUAUCACUGCAGAAAAUUGUUGAGACAAGAAUUUUCUCAUGAAGUUCAACGCUGCAAAACACAAAGUUUGUUGCGAAAAUAUAAGAGAAAAGUAGGGAGAGACGGAUUUGGAUACCCUGCAAGCGCGCCAAUUUUACCGUCGGCUUUUUCCUACGGAGGCAACAAAUUUUCGCGCCAAUUUUUGCAAGUAACAUUCGAAAUGCUGCGAAUGUCCCAAGUCCGUCUCUCCCUAAUUUUCUCCUGAGACGGACUUGAACCAAGUCUACUUUGCCUGCGGUGGGCUUAAGAUAUAUGAAGAUACUCAUCAUAGAUUCGUCACUGGUAGUCACCGACAUGAUCCCCAGGAACUGGUGUACUGCGUCGUCCCUGCGACAGUUUCCGAUAUUCCUGACGCACUGGCGACAUAUCAUAAGCUCAAUAUAUCCCACAAUACAUCCCGAUGAUCUUGAUACGCGGAAAAGUACUGGCACUAAUUGUCAAAUAAAAAUCCAUUUUAUGAUUAAAACAACUGAAUAUCUCCUGUAAUAUACUUUAUUUCGAUUCCAUAUUUUUGUCAGAGCUAUAGUUCUCAUAACCAAAUAUAAUUACAAAAUUUCAACUAGUUUCAUAAAGAAUAACGAAAGAUAUAAUUGACUGAAUACAUCAAAAUGGAUUUCUAUUCGGACAACCCUUUCUGAGCGCUGAUUGGCUAAAAUACGAACAUGAGAUCACCUGGAUUGGGAAGUGGCAAGAAAUGUCAAAAUAAGGACAUUCAGGAUUUUGGCGGGAAUUCAUGCAUAACUGGUUCGUCGAUUUGUCGUCGCUCUAUCGGCAGUGGUCAGAGCUUUUCUGCGGGAAUAACUGCGGCUACAUCGCAGGGAUAUCACAUGUGAACUAGGCUGGUUUACAUUCUCAAUGUUUUGUAAGAAAGGCUUGAGGGAACAGAUUCAGUGUUAAACAGUGAGUCAGUUCUCUCAAGCAUUUCUUACAAAUCUUUCAAAACUUAGAAUUUACCCAUGCAAAAUUCCUACUGUGAUCACAGAAACUUUGAUAGUAUAAUGGGGCCUUAAAGGUGGCUUCAAAUUUCUAAAGCCAUGUUAUACUUUCAGUCUUUACUAGAUGAACCAAAUCCCAACAGUCCUGCGAACAGUUUAGCAGCUCAACUUUAUCAAGAAAACAGACGAGAAUAUGAAAAAAAAGUGAAUGCAAUAGUUGAACAGAGCUGGCUUAAUUCUUGACAACGUUUCAACAGACGUUUGUGUGCAGGCCUGCCGAAUAUAUUCCAUACAUGUGGAAAUCAAUAUUGAAACAUACGGAGCAUAAUUUCCAUUGUAAAAUUGUAUAAUAUCCAGACAUUUUAUGAAUUAUUUUGAGCACAUGUGGAAAAACGUAGAUAGAAAUCUUGUUAACAUUUGUCCAAGUAUAUUAUCUUGUAGUGUAAUAUAUUGUUUCACUAGUUUUGUUAGUACGACGCUACUCUGCUGGACAUUGUGCGUGUUAAACCAGUGAGCUCUGUAUGUAUCUGGAGUGGGAACUUGAGUGAUUCGCCCAAUGAGAAAAGUAAGAUGCGGGACAUCGACGUCCAAUAGCUAUGAAGGUCGUAAACAGCUUUAAUACCAUUUUCCAGCUAAUACACGAAUCGCGAAAUUCGGGCAAAAAUCACAGUUAAAGAAAAACAUGUAGCUGUGACUGAUUUAAAAUAUGCGUAUUUAAGUCUUGAAAUGUUCACUUGUGCAUUCAUGAUUACAUAUUACUACAAUACAACACGAAUGCAUGACUGAAUAUUUGAAUAUUUUAAUACGCAUAUUUUAAAUCAUCCAGCCACAGCUACAUGUUUUCUUUUGAAUUCGGGCUUUGCCCGACUUAGAACGCGUCAUUUGGAUGCGCUAUCGAAUAUCGCGAUUCGUGUAUUCCAGUUUUAUCUAACGGACCGUAUCGGACAAGUUAUCAGUUUAUAAAACCAUAGUAUUAUUCGAUGUCAAAAUACGAAAUUUAACCGCGAACAAUAGAAAAACAAUGGACUGGAACUGACGUCCAGUAGUUCUUCAAUUUCCGCCAUAUUGGCUUCACUUUUUGGAUUUGAGUUCUCGCUCCAGUAUAUAUGGAGCUCAGUGGUUUAAAUAUGCCUGCAGACUAUCAGGGUUCGUACCAUAGAGAUUAUAAAUAACACUAGAGGAGGCAUCGCAAUCUUGACAUCGGGCAAAGAAAAUGAAUGCGGCUAUUGGGGGGCAAAUUCAAGUCCCGGAUGUGUACUCGUAUUUCCAUUGUUGAGGAGUUUCAAUUUAGCCAAUGAGAGCAUGAUUUUAUAUCUGGGACCUAAACUUGCUCCCAAUUAGCCGCGUUCCCAAAUUUUAAUAUCGAUGCCUCCUCUAAAGUUAUAUAUAAUCUCUAUGGUUCGUACAUGUUUUUGCGUACAUGUCAGGAAAAGUUUCAAAGUCAUGUGUUGGGAAAUUCCAGGGCUGAAAAGAAGGCGUUAAAAGAAGUUACUCUGACGUUAAACUGUUCAAAUGGAAACUGAAUUGUCAAACAGCUUUGUAAGACAUGAACAAAGUCAGUUGAACAAAAUGUCCCUUCAAUUUAGUAAUGUGGAACAACUUUCAGAAAAUAUUCAUCUAAACUAAAGCAAGACUUCGACUACUUUCAGUACUUCUUCAUAAGUUAAAACGUCCAAGUUUUGUAUGAAUCAUGGGCGCUUUUCAUUUAAUGGCCUGACCGGUUGGACCC